Suillus bovinus is the source of this 429-nucleotide messenger RNA. RefSeq lists its product as uncharacterized. Bases 1 to 429 code for a protein of 142 amino acids. The transcript has 3 exons. The record is from RefSeq and is a predicted model, not a curated record. Lineage: Eukaryota; Fungi; Basidiomycota; Agaricomycetes; Boletales; Suillaceae.
AUGCACUUCCUAAUCAAAGCGCUGAUUGCUACCACUCUCAUGGUGGUGUCUGUUUGUGCUCAGGGCGCCUUCAUAAACCUGCCUGCGCCUGGCUCCAGUAUCACUGCAGGUACCAACUUUACUGUGCAAAUAGGCCUCCCGGACACACUUACUAACAGUGAUGAGAUAUCGAUCGUCAUCGGUAUCCAGUCUUGCCCAACUGGGAACUGUUUCCCCAUUAGUGAAGCUAUGGGUACUGUCUUGUAUGAAGGCCCAUUUAAUCCCGAGUUUGGAUCGGGCGCAGACGACCCAUAUGAGGACUUUUCUGUUCAAGUCCCUGCAUCCUUCGCCACCGGGCAAGCACAACUUGGACUUGCUCACUUUAACCUCAUUGGAGCGCUUUUAUUUCCGAACUUACAACUCGUCAAUGAGACUGUUUACGUUGUUUAG